This is a messenger RNA of Zymoseptoria tritici IPO323, 1275 nucleotides long. RefSeq lists its product as uncharacterized. The coding region runs from base 1 to 1275 and encodes 424 amino acids. Gene Ontology annotation, molecular function: DNA binding. The transcript has a single exon. Gene Ontology annotation, cellular component: nuclear origin of replication recognition complex. Gene Ontology annotation, biological process: DNA replication. The record is from RefSeq and is a predicted model, not a curated record. Lineage: Eukaryota; Fungi; Ascomycota; Dothideomycetes; Mycosphaerellales; Mycosphaerellaceae.
AUGCCCACCCCAAUCGAGCUCGCCCUCUCGACCCUUCUCCCCACAAUCGCCUUCCUGCCGCCUCAACUCAUAACCCUUGCGACCUCCUUCGUCGCCCAAUCUCGAAGCAAAGCCGCCUCGCUCAAACCCGAAGAGGAAAUCGGCCGGACCUAUGCCUGCGCACACAUCGCCUGUGAGCGGCUGGCGAAUCAAUUGAGUUUGGAAGUGGGCAAGCCGGUGCCGCCAGUGAAGCCGAGGGUUUAUGGGAAGUUGAAAGGGUAUUUGGAUGGAGUGUUGGAGCAGAAGAGUAGGAGAGGAGGAGAUGCUGCGACACCGACACAAAAUACUGCGGCGAGUACGAGGACAGGACAGACUAGGGCGACGCCUACGAGCGGAGUGAAAAGAGCACGGCCGGUCGACGAUGAAGAUGCCGCGACGCCCACCGCCGCAGCAGCGCUCCCAACAGCAGGCACACCUGCUUCGGCGAACCAAGAGGUGCCCGACUUCGUCAUGCCAUUGAUCCGCGCCAUCUGCAAAUCCAACGCUCUUCCCUCUCUCGCACCUCACAUCUUCGUCGGCGCCACUUAUGCCGUGCGUGAGAUAGCAUCUCGGCACGCGAAACGAGCUGUAGCGGAUGAGCCGUCUGCGAAAAGACGGAGACGGACGCCUCAGUCCGGGAAGAAGAUCACUGAAGUCGAGGCACCUGCAAGCGAGGCCGUACCGGCAGGAAAGUGGCCCGCCCUAUGUCUCGCUCUAUUCCUCUUCACGGCCGCGAAAUCAGAAGGUGUGGAUGUCCAGUCUGACAAAAUGAAGGUGAUGAGGGAGAAGGGUGGGCAAGCGGUUACUUCGUUUUGCGAGGACAAGAGACGUGUUCUGCCGGACGAUCUGAGAGCACAGGAAGGCUUGGAGUCGGCUGUGACGUUCUACAUGUUGGAAGCGGAGGAUUGUGGGUGGUUGGAGAUGGAGUGGUUUGGGAAUGUGCCUGUCAGAGAGGACGGGAUGGAUUAUCAGGAUGGACAGGACGAUGUAAGGAGCGACGACGAGGAAGAUACAGGACCAGUGACGCCGAGGAAGAAGCCAGCUGCGAAGACGCCGUUGAGGAGAAAGGAGAAGCACGGCGGGAAGAAGGCGGUGGACGGGUGGGAGGAAGAUGUGGGACCUGCUGGGUUGCUGCCGGGAUUAGGCACGAUGUUUCAGCCGGCAGUGGAUUGGUUGAGCGACGAGAGAAGGGCGGAGUAUGCGGUUUGGAAGAAGGGAAUUUUGAAGGAGCUUGCGGUGGUGGAUGCGAGGGCCUGA